UUCAGAGUCACACUUGAGGAGCUGCUCAACAACCAAACAGCACAACUGGAAUACCUGCAUGAACGUGCCUUUGAGAAUGUCUAACAUGCUGUUACUACUCAAUGUCAUCCUCACCCUGUGGGUUUGCUGUGCUCAUGGGCAAGGAAGAACGUGUGAUUUUCCAGAAAUAAAACAUGGAAGCAUAUAUAAUGAAAAUAGAUAUAAAAAAUCCUUCCCAGCUGAUGUAGGGAAAUAUUUCUACUACACCUGUGAACACAGCUUUGUGACUCCUUCACAAUCACUCUGGACUCGAAUAAACUGUACAGAGGAAGGAUGGUCCCCAACACCAAAGUGCCUCAGACAGUGCUUUUUCCCUUGGGUGGAAAAUGGUCAAUCUACAUCUUCAGGACAAACGCACCGGGAAGGUGACGUCGUUCACAUUGUGUGUAAUGCUGGCUACAGCCCCCCAAACGGUCAGAGCAGCAUUGCAUGCGGAGAAAGUGGCUGGUCCUCCCCUCCUGAAUGCCGUCGUGUCUAUCCUCAAGGAAGAUGUGGGCCUCCUCCGCCAAUAGACAAUGGAGACACUGUCUCACUCCCAUUACCGCAAUAUCCUCCAGAAUCAGCUGUUGAGUACAAGUGCCAGGCCUACUAUGUACUUCAGGGAGACAAACACAUAGUGUGUCGGAAUGGAGAGUGGUCAGAACCACCAAAGUGCUUAGGUGCAUGUGUAAUUUCAGAAGAAAUGAUGCAACAACACAACAUACAGUUAAAAUGGAGACAAGAUAGAAAACUUUAUACUAGAACAGAUGACAAUAUUGAAUUUACGUGUAAAUAUGGAUAUCGCCCAACGACACCAAAUCAUACAUUUCGAACAACCUGUCACGAAGGAAAAGUGGUGUAUCCUCAUUGUGAAUGAAACAUUGGUUAAAAUGCAGUCAUAAAACUGAACUUUUCAUUAUUAA
Messenger RNA from Capra hircus (goat), 941 nucleotides. Its product is annotated as complement factor H-related protein 2. The record is from RefSeq and is a predicted model, not a curated record. NCBI's taxonomy places the organism in Eukaryota, Metazoa, Chordata, Mammalia, Artiodactyla, Bovidae. Bases 59 to 895 code for a protein of 278 amino acids. The transcript has 5 exons.